GUAACUUAUCCACACUCGUCAGCGCUACGCUUCUUCGAGAGCAUGGGUGAGGCGAUGUUUAAGCUCCUCCCAACAUGAGAUUGGUGACGCCUGAACGGUGCCUCAAUUUUUUCAAUCAACCUAGGAUGUUCUCUCCUACAGCUUUAGAUCCGAUGAUUGGCUACUUGAAAAGAGCUCAAUACUUGCUGAUGGUCUGAGGACAUUAUAAAAGGCAAACGUCUCCGCCAUGUUGGGGGCACUCGAUUGCAACAUCCACGACUACAAUCACAACAUCAUCCUAUCCAAACGCACUCAUCCAUCAACACCCAGUUACCCGACGAAUCUACAACCAUUCUUUACAAUGCAGUUCUCAAAGACCAUCCUCCUUAUCGCCGCAGCCAUCGUUCCCUCCGUCAUGGCUGGAUGCAGUGGCGCCGCUCCUUAUCAGGGAACUUGUUUGACAUGCACUUCCACCUGCCACGAUAACUUUGGCGGACCUGAUCGCAUGUCCUCCCUCCAGCGCACUGGCUGCAUGACGAACUGCCUUUUGCACUGCAACGACUGCAACUAGACGGAAUGACCUUGACUCUGAUUGAAAAAGGCUUUAGGAGGCCAGAUGUCACAAAUGGCGGAAUGUCCACCUCUUUUGAACUAGAAAAAGAAGGCCAUGAUUUGAGUAGCUCAGUUGAUAGCUUCUUCACCGAGAAUUUUGAGUCGAAUAGAAGUUUACAUUCACUGACAA
Messenger RNA from Colletotrichum godetiae, 721 nucleotides. RefSeq lists its product as uncharacterized. Lineage: Eukaryota; Fungi; Ascomycota; Sordariomycetes; Glomerellales; Glomerellaceae. The transcript is spliced from 2 exons. The record is from RefSeq and is a predicted model, not a curated record. The coding region runs from base 227 to 550 and encodes 107 amino acids.